Molecule: messenger RNA, 684 nt
Organism: Fomitopsis serialis
Lineage: Eukaryota; Fungi; Basidiomycota; Agaricomycetes; Polyporales; Fomitopsidaceae
Exons: 2
Source: RefSeq, a predicted model, not a curated record
AUGCUCGGGCCCGUUGGCCCACUUGUGUUCCAAAGAAAGCCGGAUGCGACGUCCCCACCCUACCAACUACAAGACUCGCAGACGCUGGCGCCAGCGAACAGUGGACCUCAUGCCCUCUCAGUCAAGAAUCCGGAAAACGCGUCUUUUCUGGAGCAGGAGGAAUGGUUGGUUUCAUUGGUCAGGGAUGUGAUCGCUGCGCCGGCCUACAAUGAUGCAGCUCUCGACAAAGCGCGCGCUGAUUUGCUAAGCUAUCUGCACCGCGAGUUGGAUGGGCUCGAGCGCGUGAAGGCGGAGCAGUGGGAGAGAUACAGGCGCACCAAGAAGACCUACGUAUAUCAGAACAUGAAGGAAUGGAUGGCUCGAUUCCUCUCCAGACCGGACAUUGAGCCUGUGAUCGACGCGCGGAGAAAUCUGGCCCAUGCCGCACUGCCGGACAUUCGCUCCGAUAUAUGGGAUGCGCCAGUGUUCCGAAACUUCAAAGACGCGACAGGUCGGACGUUCAUUGAUGGCCCUGAAGGCGAGGGACGGUAUCUCUUCAGUCUGACUGUCGAUGGAUUCAACCCGUUCCAGGCCAAGGAGGCGAAACAGAAGGUGUCCAUAUCAGGUAUCUAUAUGGUUUGCAUGAAUCUACCCCCUGAUAUGCGCUACCUCCCCGAGAACAUGUACCUGGUCGGUAUAGUCCCG